Messenger RNA from Microsporum canis CBS 113480, 1754 nucleotides. RefSeq names its product choline dehydrogenase. The transcript has 6 exons. The record is from RefSeq and is a predicted model, not a curated record. Gene Ontology annotation, molecular function: oxidoreductase activity, acting on CH-OH group of donors; flavin adenine dinucleotide binding. Lineage: Eukaryota; Fungi; Ascomycota; Eurotiomycetes; Onygenales; Arthrodermataceae. The coding region runs from base 1 to 1725 and encodes 574 amino acids.
AUGAGUGCCACACAAGGGACCUUGUCUUACGACUAUAUCAUAUGCGGGGGAGGCACGUCAGGCUGCGUUGUCGCUGCACGGCUUGCAGAGGACCCCGAUGUCAAGGUCUUGCUUCUGGAAGCGGGGCCAGAUAGUGCAGAUAUAGAAAACGUCCAUAUGGUGGGAGGCUGGUCUAACAACUUUGACUCGGAGACGGACUGGAAUAUCAUUACCAAUCCGAUGCCGGGCGUGGAUGGUAGAGAAGUGAAACUAAGCAGAGGACGGUUCCUCGGUGGCUGCAGUGGAUGCAAUGGCACGCUGUGCAUUCGUGGAUGCAAACAAGACUAUGAUGAUUGGGGACUUGAGGGUUGGAGCGGAGAGGAGUUCUUCAAGUGCAUGUCAAAGGCGGAAACAUUUCAUCCCAAGCCAUGGCUGGAAAGCGUGGAGGGCGCUCAUGGAACCUCUGGGCCUAUCCACACCGAACCGCAUGACCUUACCCCGAUAUCAAAGCGGAUUAUGGACUCAUUUAUAUCCAAGGGCAUGCCAUACCAUGGGGAUAUAUUCUCAACCGGCGAUGUGCCCCAUGGCUGCGGCCACGUUGUGAGAACCGUGUAUAAGGGGCUCAGAUCGAUGGCGGCGGACUACCUUACAAAAGAUAACCGCAAGGAUAACAUAACCAUUCUGUGCAAUACAUCCGUAGACAAGGUCAUCAUCGAACCCCACGAAGGCGGCUUUUUAGCAAAAGGGGUCGCAGCCAUUUCAAAUGUCGACCGAACCCGUCAUACGUUCUACGCAACUAGGGAAGUUAUUGUUAGUGGUGGUUCCUAUUGCAGCCCUGCUAUCCUUUUGCGAUCUGGAAUCGGACCACAAGAAGAGCUAGACAAACAUGGCAUUGGUUGCAAAAUCAACCUCCCUGGGGUUGGCAAGAAUCUAAUGGACCAUCUUAUUGUAGCCAUUUUUUAUGAAACUGAGGAAGGGCUAACAACUGACCAUCUUGCCUAUCACGAAGGUGCUUUUCAGAAAUCAUACACCGAGUGGAAAGAAAAAAAGUCUGGCUUCCUGUCGUCCUUUCCAUUUGGAUCCUUUGCUUUCGCCCGUAUCGAUGAUCUCUUAGCGGAUGUGCCGGCCUGGAAAAAUGCGCCCCGUAAAGAAGGGAGAGACCCGAUGGGGCUCACUCCACGUCAGCCAAAUAUCGAACUUUUCAACACAGAAUGCUACGGUGGGCCGAAGCAAUAUAACUUAUACCCAACGGAUAAACAUGCCUUUUCCCUUAUUGCUGAGCUCUUUGGUCCUAGAUCUCGUGGGUCCGUGACAUUGAAGUCUGCAGACCCCCUUGACCCACCAGCCGUCGACUGCAACUACCUUGAUGACCCGCUGGAUAUGCUUGUAAUCACCGAGGCCUGUAGAUUUGGUAAUGAGAUCAUGACGGAAGGGCUCGGGACUAAGGAUAUUAUAAAGGGUUCUUGGCCUCCAGAGCUUAAGCAUCAUACCUUCAAGACAAGAGAGGAAUGGAUACCCUAUGUCAAGGAGCAUGGAACAACUUGCUACCAUCCUGGCGGAACAUGCGCCAUGGGCAAGUCGGACAAUCCAAAUGCUGUACUUGAUGAGAAACUGCGUGUACGAGGCGUAACCGGCUUGAGGGUUGCUGAUUGCAGUGUCAUGCCUCUCUUGCAUGGCGGCCACAACCAGAUGCCUGCCUACGGAAUUGGCGAGAAAUGCGCAGAGAUCAUUAAGAGUGGAAACUAGACUGAGGGGAAUCACUCACCGCGCCAUAG